Molecule: messenger RNA, 2261 nt
Organism: Exophiala dermatitidis NIH/UT8656
Lineage: Eukaryota; Fungi; Ascomycota; Eurotiomycetes; Chaetothyriales; Herpotrichiellaceae
Product: cytochrome P450 monooxygenase
Exons: 4
Coding region: 443-2068 (541 amino acids)
Molecular function (GO): oxidoreductase activity, acting on paired donors, with incorporation or reduction of molecular oxygen; heme binding; monooxygenase activity
Source: RefSeq, a predicted model, not a curated record
AAAGAAUCUCCUGAACAUCGUCACUCUUGACAGAUGGGACUGCAUACCAUUUUCGCAUCUCCAAGGUCGUCGACGGGGCAUCCAUCCCAACUUGGCAUUCGCCGAGGUAAGUCGUUCAAGUGAGAAACCACUCACCAUCUUUCGGGUAACGAUCUGCAUUCUGCAUUGCACAUGCAUUGUGCACAGAAACAGGCACCUUCGCGGAUGCUGGCAUUGCAGGCAGACCAUGACGCUAUCGUUGGAGUCGGUGGCGGUGGGAAUCAAACGUUUAUCGGUCCUCGCUCGCGCUCUGUGCAGUUGACGUUUCCCAAGACGAGCUUGACCUUGCCAGGUUGAACAAAAACCAAAAGCCUUUCGACAUCCAAAGCAGUUCAUCAGUUGUUUCCGACAUCGAUAGAACUUGCUACCCAGCGGCUCACAGUCGAUUGCCUUGCCAUCGAGAAUGACGGUCCAAGUGGGAUUUUUCCCGUUCAUAGGGCUUGUCGCCCUCGCUGGUGUGCUGGUGGGCAGGCAUUCGCCGUCUUUGGAUGUUGGUACAGCUCUUAAGAUCUUGCUGCCCUCAGCCACUGUCCUGUACACGAUCUACUACAGUUGGAUUUAUCCCUUCUACGUCUCACCUUUGAGACACAUCCCGACUGUCCCAGGAUUCCCGCUUUGGGGCCAGUUCUUCACCAUCAUCACCACCGAAGUUGGCGUCGCCCAACGCGAGUGGCACCAGAAAUAUGGCCCAAUCGUGCGGUACUUUUUCCCUUUUGGCAGCGAACGGCUCUCAGUGGCCGACGACGACGCGAUCAAGCAGAUGACAGUCCGGAACCCGUACAACUAUCCUAAGCCUGACCGAGCAAGAGCUUGGAUGCGACCUGUUCUCGGUGAUGGUGUUUUGCUCGCCGAGGGUCAUACCCAUGUGGUUCAGAGAAAGGCUCUCACGCCGGCUUUCUCUAUCACUUCGAUCCGAUCUCUGAUGCCUAUUUUCUGGGCAAAAUCUCUGCGCUUGGCUCAACUCUGGGAGCAAGAGAUUAAGGAGUCGAGAUCCGACAGCAAAUGCUUCGAGGUGCUGGAAUGGCUCAACAGGACAACCCUGGACAUUAUCGGUCGUGCUGGUCUCGGAACCGAUAUUGACUCCCUGGACCACCCGGAGACGCCGCUGCGUGAUGCAUACCGACGAUGUUUCGACUUUAACCUGCAGGCUCGGAUCAUCAACGGUCUCGCGGCUUUUACCACUUUGGUCCGGUUUCUGCCAGCGCGCGCCAACCGUGACAUCCAGACGGCCCGAAACAUCAUUCUCAGCAAAGCAUCCCAGAUUAUCCAGGAAAAGCAGACCGAUGCGGACAAGAAGCAGGAGUCGCGCCAGAAGGACAUUAUCGGACUCAUUGUCAGGGACAACAUGGCCGCAAGCAAGGAGGACACUCUGACUGUUGAGACCAUGCGGGAUCAGGUCAUGACUUUCCUUGGAGCAGGACACGACACAACCGCGACUUCGGUGGCCUGGACGCUUCUGAUGCUGGCCAAGCACCCGGACGUGCAGACCAAGUCGAGAGAAGAGAUCCGUUCCCACAUGCCCUUCCUGUUCGACCAGGAAGCUCGCUACAACAAGGAAAACAUCGACAAGGCCGAUGUGGACUUGCUGCCUUACCUUGAGGAUGUUUGCAAGGAGUCUCUGCGUUACAUCCCCUCCAUCCCUAUGACAGUACGCAAGACGAUUGCAGACGACACCUUGGCCGGCUACCACAUUCCUGCCGGAACCACCAUCUACCUCAUGGCCAACGCCAUCAACCGUCUGCCCAUGUACUGGGGUGACACUGCCGACAAGUUCGAUCCCUCUCGCUGGCGUGAUUUGCCUCCCACCUACACGACCAACGCUUUUAUGACUUUCUUGCAAGGGCCACGAGGCUGCGUCGGACGUAAAUUUGCCGAGGUCGAGAUGAAGACGAUCCUCUGCUCUUUGCUCAGCAAGUUCCAUUUCGAGCAAGACCCUUCGGUGCAAGACCCGGAGGAACUGAAGAUGUGGAGGCUGGUACUGCGACCCAGAGAUGGGGUCAGUCUGAAAGUCUCCCCGCUGAAGGUCUAGGGGUGAAGCUUAAUAAUGGCCGAAACAGACAUGGAUGGGGGCCGAUCAUCGAGAGGAGGGUGGAUCGAUGAUGCGAUCCCUGUUGCACAACUGUAGCAAAUUCUGAUAGCCUCUUCGGAGUUGGGUAGAUCUGGCCGGAUACUUGCUUUUGCAGGUAGUGUUAAUAUUCCUGGUUACAUGAUUUCACGCGUCG